This is a messenger RNA of Durotheca rogersii, 1526 nucleotides long. Its product is annotated as NAD(P)-binding protein. Gene Ontology annotation, cellular component: endoplasmic reticulum; lipid droplet. Bases 657 to 1526 code for a protein of 289 amino acids. Gene Ontology annotation, molecular function: acylglycerone-phosphate reductase (NADP+) activity; triacylglycerol lipase activity. The transcript is spliced from 9 exons. Gene Ontology annotation, biological process: phosphatidic acid biosynthetic process; triglyceride catabolic process. The record is from RefSeq and is a predicted model, not a curated record. NCBI's taxonomy places the organism in Eukaryota, Fungi, Ascomycota, Sordariomycetes, Xylariales, Xylariaceae.
GCCUUCGUUCACCCGAAUCGGGGUAUCCCGCGCCCCAAGCUUACGCCUUUCCGCCCGAAGACUGGGGUGAGGCUCUGCUUUACUACAUAUCAAGAACCCCACACCGGUGUCGGGUAUUGAAUUAUGCUACUCGGGGUGAACAGAAAUAGACAGUUGGCAACCUGCGGUGAUGUGAAGACCUUUCGUAAACAUGAAACGCGGGGGCUUGCAGCGUUCAUAAUGCUCUUGUGUGCUUAUCACACACCACUCCAUCAUUGGAAUGCUCGUAAGCCGCAGCAUAUAGGGUGUGAUCGAAAUCGAGCGUAUCGCCAACAGAAAGCUAUGCUCCCGAACCCCCCCCCCAACUCCCUCUUUUUCCCUCCCCGUUCCCGACUUUUCCCCUGCUCUGGUUAUGCUAUUAACACAGACAUGUAGACAAGACUUGAACCUGCUCAGUGAAAUAACUUCCUAGCAGAGUAAUCAUGGCUUAACCAAUAUCCCGAGGAUAUCCAUGUAUCGAAGACGGAAACGUGCUUAUGCGCCAUUAACUCGCCGUAUGACGCGGCUUCUGCCAUUUACUACUACUUCAUGCUCUCCUUUCUGAGGACCUGGACAUCUCGAAAUUACCGACUUUAAUACUCGACAUUCGAUUUUGCUUCUGGGUUGCGUAUGUCGAUAUGGCUCGCAGUCACAAAUAUGCUCUCGUCACUGGAUGCGGCCAAGGCGGGAUUGGCGAGGCACUGGUCACCGAGUACACACGCCGCGGCGUCCAUGCCAUAGCUACGGUACUGCCCACAGAGGCGAGCGACCAUCUGACCAAGGCUGGCAUUACCUUCUUCCCUCUCGACGUUACCGUCGAGGCCUCGGUCACACAAUUGAAGGCUAGCGUGCAAGAGUUGACGGGAGGAUACUUGGAUGUUCUCGUGAACUGUGCUGGCAUAGCAUACACCAUGACAGCCAUCGAUACCGACGUUGUCGCCGUGCAACGGAUGUUCGAUAUCAACGUGUUUGGGCCCAUGCGCAUGGUGCAUCACUUCCAUGGCAUGAUUAUCAAAGCCGCCGGCGCCAUCGUGAACAUCGGGUCUAUUGGCGGAGUCAUACCAUAUCUAUACGGAGCAUCGUACAAUGCUACUAAAGCCGCGCUCCAUCACUGGUCGAACACCCUCCGUGUAGAGAUGUCGCCCUUCAAUGUCAAGGUCAUCACGGUCAUCUCAGGGGAAGUGAGCACGAACAUCUUGAAGAACGACGCGCAUAGGGCGCUCCCAGAAGGAUCUUAUUAUUCUCCUCUGGCUGAGAAUUUCCGACUGCACGUCACACGAACUCCAGCUGGUGCUACGGAUCGCUUCCAGUACGCCACAAACGUUGUUGCUGAGAGCCUCAAAGCGUCUCCUAGCGCGUGGUUUUGGUAUGGAAGCUUCACUCGCAUGAUUCGUUUCCUCGAUACCUUUGGCUGGCGAACUGUCUGGGACUCCAUGCUGUGGGGGAUGUUUGAUCUGGGGAAGCUGAAGCAAGCGUACGAAUCCGAAAUUAAAAAUAAACGGGAUUGA